Molecule: messenger RNA, 2007 nt
Organism: Hordeum vulgare subsp. vulgare (domesticated barley)
Lineage: Eukaryota; Viridiplantae; Streptophyta; Magnoliopsida; Poales; Poaceae
Product: pentatricopeptide repeat-containing protein At1g74900, mitochondrial
Exons: 2
Coding region: 38-1510 (490 amino acids)
Molecular function (GO): protein binding
Source: RefSeq, a predicted model, not a curated record
CUCUCUUCUCACACCCCCGCGCCCGAAGUUCCCCAAAAUGCCGCAGCCGCCGCCGACCUCGUUCUCGCCUUCAACCGCAUCAUCCCCGUCCCCGCGCCAGAUCGCCGCCCUCGUGCUUAACCACCCGUCGUCCAACCUCACCACCGCAUCGGCUCGCUCCCUCUCGGCGUCCCUCCUCGCCGUCGCCCCGGCGCUCCCGACGCCGGUGGCCAACCGCGUCCUCAAGCUCCUCUGGCACCACGCGCCGCGCGCGCUCCUCUUCUUCCACUCGCUCCUCCACCUCCCCGCCCGCGCGCACGCCGUCUCCCCCUGCACCAUCGACCUCGCGCUCGACCUCUCCGCGCGCCUCCGCCACCCCCGCCAGCUCACCAACUCCAUCCUCGCGCUCUUCCCGCGCCUCCGCCUGCCCUUCACCCCGCGCACUUUUCCCAUCCUCUUCGAGCGCUUCGCCGCGUCGCAGCGCCGACCCGACAUCGCCGUCCGCCUCUUCCUCUCGCUCCACCGCUCCCACCGCGUCGUGCAGGACCUCCCCCUCUUCAACUCCCUCCUCGACGCGCUCGGGAAGUCGCGCCAUGCCAGCAAGGCCGCCUCCCUCGUCCGCGCUCUCGAGCGGCGCUUCCCCCCGGACGUCGUCACGUACAACACUCUCGCCGACGGAUGGUGCCGCGCCAAGGACACGUCCCGCGCGCUCGACUUGCUGCGGCAGAUGGCCGAGUCCGGCGUCACACCCACGAAGACAACCUAUAAUAUCAUCCUCAAAGGCUUCUUCCGUGCUGGGCAGAUACAGCACGCGUGGAACUUCUUCCUCCAAAUGAAGAAGAGGGGGGCCAAGGACGAGAGCUGUAAGCCGGACAUCGUAUCGUACACUACCAUCAUUCAUGGGCUGGGUGUUGCUGGGCAGCUAGACAAAGCUCGCAAACUGUUCGAUGAAAUGUCUAAAGAAGGUUGCACGCCGUCAGUGGCAACUUACAAUGCGCUUAUCCAGGUGAUAUGUAAGAAGGGAAAUGUGGAGGAUGCAGUCACAGUGUUUGAUGAUAUGGUUCGGAAGGAUUAUAUGCCAAAUGUGGUUACCUAUACGGUCUUGAUCCGAGGCCUCUGCCAUGUUGGGAAAAUUGACCGAGCUAUGAAGCUAAUGGAGAGAAUGAAAGGCGAAGGCUGUGAGCCAGUUGUUCAGACAUACAAUGUUCUUAUAAGAUAUUCAUUUGAGGAAGGGGAGAUCGAGAAGGCCUUGUGUUUGUUUGAGAGGAUGAGUAAAGGAGAGGACUGCCUGCCUAACCAAGAUACAUACAAUAUCAUAAUAAGUGCAAUGUUUGUGCGCAAGAGGGCUGAGGACAUGGCAACGGCGGCGAGGAUGGUGAUGGAGAUGGUGGAGAGAGGUUACUUGCCUAGAAGGUUCAUGCUCAACCGUGUUCUGAAUGGGUUGAUGUUGACAGGGAAUCAGCAGAUUUCUAGAGAUCUAUUGAGAAUGCAAGAGAAAUAUAGACGCUUGCGACGAGAAAUAAGAUUAUGAUUGCCAUUGAGUUCUGCGAUGGCAUAGUGCAUCUUGAGGCUUGGAUACAGAAGUUCGGUGCAACCCUCGUGCGUAGCAGUUCAUACUUGAUACUCCUCUGGUGGUGUUAUGAUCAGUCUGAUAUCUCAGGGACACUUGAUUGUUGGGUUUGAGGGUGUUGGAUAUCUAGCGAAACAGUGUUUUCUUUGACUGACCUGACUGUGUGAGCGCGCAUACUGCCCGAUGCCAAGAAGGUAGGUUAUCUGUUGUUCAAGAUAAACAUACUUCUUUAGGCGUUUUCUCCAUAGUUUUAGUGUCGGGCUUUCACACAUAUGUGUGCUGAUUCAUUCUAGCUGUUGCAAGCAAUAAAUUCCUUUCUGAAACUAGUUUGAUGGCUAGCCUCAUGUAGUUGUGUGUACUACAAUUCUGGCUGUAAGAAGUGACAAACAGUAUUGAUUUGUGACUCUUAUCAUAUUCUUUAGACUAAGUCAGAAGCAACCAUAUCUUGGACAGAUAAA